AUGUCUACCACGCCCCAAGGCUUCAGCCUGUGGCCUCGCGCCGACUAUGCCGAAGACCAACAAUACGCUCGCACAAUCCUCACCACCCACGUCCUACACCGUGGCUUCCAGACCGGCGCCACCGUUGGCCUUGUAGCUGGUGCCGCUCGGGUACUCUACAGCAGAUCACGUGGCACACAAUAUCCUUCUACCACAACCGCCUCUGCCACAUUCACACCAUCGGCUACCCUGUCGUCCACAGCUAAGUCGCCGUAUACGGUCGCCAUGAAAACAAUCCUCCGUUCCGCGGGCCGUAGUGGCAUAAUCACCUCGCUGGCCAUGGGCGCUAUGCUGCCGUUCUAUAUGCGCUCUGUGGGCGGCGAUGACGCGGAGGAUGUACAGUAUGCGUGGCAGGAUCGGGCGUACCGAUUACUGUACAACGAGGGACAAGUCAGUGUGGAUCGAUGGAGUGUGGCUGGGAUGGCAGUGGGCGGUGCAGGUGCGUUAGUUGGCUCUGCGGGGUCGGUGCUGUCGUUGAUGGGUCGAUUAGGGGUUGGGAGUUUGGGCGGCGUAGUUGUCAGGGGACUGCGGGGAAGUGUCACGACUGAAGACAAGACAAAACAGCCGAAGGAAGGAGACACUGUGCUAGUCGGUGAAGGUCAGCCAAUCUCCCCAUAA
This is a messenger RNA of Cyphellophora europaea CBS 101466, 657 nucleotides long. RefSeq lists its product as uncharacterized. The record is from RefSeq and is a predicted model, not a curated record. Bases 1 to 657 code for a protein of 218 amino acids. The transcript has a single exon. Lineage: Eukaryota; Fungi; Ascomycota; Eurotiomycetes; Chaetothyriales; Cyphellophoraceae.